AUGACCAAUUUGAAGUGGAUAGUUGCCAUGGCUGGCCUCUUGUCAGCACAGGUCCUGGCGGCCCCAACCGCCACACUUGCCAAGCGCGCAUCCGUCAACGAUGCUGCCUUUGGCUAUGCUAGCUUGAAUGGCGGCACGACUGGCGGAUCUGGCGGUACCACCACCACCGUCUCAUCCUACGCGGCCUUCACCUCCGCCGUUUCGGGCGAUGAUGCCAAGGUGGUCUACAUCGACGGCACUAUCAAGGAGGCUGCGGACCAGGUGAAGGUCGGAAGCAAUACCUCUAUCAUUGGCAAGGACUCUACCGCCAUCCUCGAGGGAUUCGGACUUCUCGUCAAGGAAAAAGAGAAUGUGAUUAUCCGCAACGUCGGAGUGAGCAAGGUCCUAGCUGACAAUGGCGAUGCCAUUGGCGUGCAAUACUCCACCAACGUCUGGAUCGACCACUGCGACGUCUCGUCCGACAGAGAUCACGACAAGGACUACUACGAUGGCUUGAUCGAUAUCACCCACGGCUCCGACUACGUCACCGUCUCGAACACCUUCAUCCACGACCACUGGAAAGCCUCUCUGAUCGGGCACUCCGACAGCAACGGCGACGAAGACACCGGCCACCUGACCGUGACCUACGCGAACAACUACUGGCAGAACAUCAACUCGCGUGGUCCGUCCUUCCGCUUCGGUACCGGCCACAUGUACAACAGCUACUACCUGGACGUCAGCGACGGGAUCAACGCGCGUGAUGGCGCGCAGCUCCUCGUCGAGUCGAACCAAUUUGUCGACUCCAAGAAGCCGCUCUACUCCACCGAUGACGGAUACGCUGUGUCUAACGAUAAUGACUUCGGGGACGCCGAGAACAAUGCCGAAGAGGGGAGUCUGACUUCCGUUCCUUACGAAUACACACUCCUUGGAUCGGACAAGGUCGAAGCUGCUGUCGUUGGCACGGCCGGGCAGACUCUUACCUUCUAGACAUUGUCAUAUUUCUUUUAAGAGAUGAUCGACAGGAGAGGGAUUAAAGAGGAUCGCUUUGCUUUUCUCUCCUUUUCAAUCCCGCCUGUCUGUAUUUAUUGUUGAU
Messenger RNA from Aspergillus heteromorphus CBS 117.55, 1072 nucleotides. Its product is annotated as pectate lyase family protein. Gene Ontology annotation, molecular function: pectate lyase activity. Lineage: Eukaryota; Fungi; Ascomycota; Eurotiomycetes; Eurotiales; Aspergillaceae. The record is from RefSeq and is a predicted model, not a curated record. Bases 1 to 966 code for a protein of 321 amino acids. The transcript is spliced from 5 exons.